UUCCUGUGUUUUUGGGGCCACGUAUAUCUUCCGUGCUGAGUCCGGGUUUCUCCGAGCGAUUGCAAAUCCCUGCCCUCCCCCUGCAACCAGAAACCGCGACGAACCGCAGAAAAGAUGUCGAGCUCGGUGCUUUCUGUGAUCUCCCGGUUCUUGAAUGAAUACUCCACCUCCACGCCGAAUAAGCUGAAGCUGGUCGACGCUUACUUGCUGUAUAUUUUGCUCACCGGGGCGAUGCAGUUCUUGUACUGCCUCCUGGUCGGCACCUUCCCGUUCAACUCGUUCCUCUCCGGCUUCAUAUCGUGUGUCGGAUGCUUCAUCCUUGGAGUGUGUCUUCGCAUCCAGGUAAACCCCAACAACAAGGGCGAGUUCCUGGGCAUCUCCCCGGAACGGGCGUUUGCCGACUUCCUAUUCGCUCACACAGUCCUGCAUCUGGUGGUCAUCAAUUUCAUUGGCUGAGACCCCUGCCUAGCCACGCCCACUUCACAGGUUCUGAAAAAACAAACAAAACAACAAAAGAACAUCCCAUAAUAUACCAUUGGAGAAGAUGGAUACAAUUAUUUUACAACAAAAAAUAAAUUGUCUAAUUUUUUCAUA
This is a messenger RNA of Polyodon spathula (Mississippi paddlefish), 594 nucleotides long. RefSeq names its product dolichyl-diphosphooligosaccharide--protein glycosyltransferase subunit DAD1. Gene Ontology annotation, cellular component: membrane; oligosaccharyltransferase complex. The record is from RefSeq and is a predicted model, not a curated record. Gene Ontology annotation, biological process: protein N-linked glycosylation. Lineage: Eukaryota; Metazoa; Chordata; Actinopteri; Acipenseriformes; Polyodontidae. The transcript is spliced from 3 exons. Bases 115 to 456 code for a protein of 113 amino acids.